CUGUUCUUGGUCCCAUGCAUUGGGGUGCAGCCAGAGAACCGAUUGGGGCCCCCCAGGCCCCACUGCUGCCACCCUGGCUGCAGGGAGUAGAGGUUCAUUCUUGGUUGCACCUCAACUCACCCUCACACCCUCCAUCUGGCCCGUGUUUCUCCUCACCACCUCUUCAAGGAAGGUGCCCGUCUACAAUGUACGUACAUGCUCUAAGCUGGGGAAGUCCCGAGGUACCUAGGUACCUCCCGCAUCUGGCUGGCCGGCUGGGCUAGCCCGUCGCUCUGUCAAAUUGUCUCCUACAAUAAGGUCUCCGACAACAAGCCGGGCCGGCUCAGACACCCAUCUACGUCUGAUCUCUUUCCGAUCUCUCGUUUUAUUUCGUUUCUUUCUCCAUUUCCCCCCUUUUCCUGGCCAUCUUUCACUAGGCCCUCCCGGCUGAGCGCACACCUGACCUUACCGUACACUCACGUCAUCUCCCCCGACUGUCGUUUUCGCCAGGACUGCCCAGUACAUGGCAGGGUGCCAUGUGAAACCUCCGUCCCCGAGCCUCCAAUCUUCUGCCUGACACGUAUGCGGUGUAAGAAGCACAACUAUAGCCUAGCCAACACGGGCGUUAGCCCUUGGAAGAAGCCCCAAUUCCAAGACUCUUGGUGGCGUUGCUACCAUCUACGGAUAGAGCUCGCGGCCGAAGCCCGAGAUUCCCUGCUCUACCCAUUCAAGCCCGGCUCUCGAGCCCUCGGGACCGCGGCUGCGUGCUGCCCCGAUACCCUGACUAGGUACCAAACUACCUACACGUAACUAAAACAUGCCACCGUCUUCCACGGGCGACUCGCCAUCUUCCCUCAUAAACGGGCACAGCUCCGCUACCGCCACAGCAACGACAACGGCAUCCAACCCCAGGCUAUUCCCCUUGCAGACACGAGGCGAUGGGUUCACCAUCGAGAUCCCAUCGCCACAGCUGAAUGCGGUCAACCAUGCUCUAAAGUCUCCCAACUCGGCCAAAACCCAACGAACCCCCAGCUUCAGCCGUGACGGCAUCCUCGGCUCUCUCCAGAAGGCGCGCAACAUGUCGCAAUCAUCCGAGAACCACGGCUCCGAGGCCAACGGGAUGCAGAAAGUCCCGAGCGACGAGGGCAUCAACCCACUCAAGAGGAGGAACACUGACGCCGGGGUUGACUACCCCAGGCGGCGCGCAACUAUCGCCUGUGAAGUAUGCCGAUCACGAAAAUCGCGUUGCGAUGGCACCAAGCCGAAAUGCAAGCUGUGUCUAGAACUAGGCGCGGACUGCAUCUACCGCGAGCCCGGAAUCAAGCUCGAUGCGGGCGACAAGCUCAUACUCGAGCGCCUCAACCGAAUCGAAAGUAUGCUGCAGAUGACGCUAACUCCUAGCGGAUUGGCGCUAGGAGACUCGCCCAACAUGAGCAACAGCACCGGCCACCUCAGCGCCGACGGCAUCCUGGGCGGCGGCGCCUUCGUCUCGGUCAUCCCCAGCGGCGGCCUCGGAACCUGGACGAGCGGGACCAACAUCUCGACCAUGCCAAAGAUUCACACCAACGCCGCUCUCCACCUCCUACAGUGGCCCCUGAUCCGCGACCUGGUCUCUCGCCCCUAUGAUCCCCAGAUCCUGCUGCAGCUGGAGAUGGCACGGGAGCCGCUGCACUCGCUUACCAAGACCCCAUGCGUCGACCUGUCCAACACUGCCGCCUAUAUCGAGGCUUACUUCGAGCGCGUCAACGUCUGGUACGCAUGCGUGAAUCCGUACACGUGGAGGAGUCACUAUCGCAUCGCGCUGUCCAACGGCUUCAGGGAGGGCCCCGAAAGCUGCAUUGUGCUGCUGGUAUUGUCUCUGGGACAGGCGAGCCUGAGGGGCAGCAUCUCGCGCAUCGUGCCCCACGAGGACCCGCCGGGCCUUCAAUACUUCACGGCCGCAUGGGCGCUCCUUCCGGGCAUGAUGACGUCCAACAGUGUGCUAGCCGCCCAGUGCCAUCUACUUGCCGCGGCAUAUCUCUUCUACUUGGUGCGCCCGCUGGAGGCGUGGAACCUUCUGUGUACCACGAGCACCAAGCUGCAGUUGCUGCUCAUGGCUCCCAGUAGGGUCCCGUCCGACCAGCGCGAGCUCACGGAGCGCAUCUACUGGAACUCGCUGCUGUUCGAGAGCGACCUGCUGGCCGAGCUGGACCUGCCGCACUCGGGGGUGGUCCAGUUCGAAGAAAACGUCGGCCUCCCUGGAGGCUUCGAGGGCGAUGAGAGUGAGGCCGUGGGGCGGGACGACCUGUGGUACUUCUUGGCCGAGAUCGCGCUCAGACGGCUCCUCAAUCGGGUCAGCCAGCUCAUCUAUUCCAAGGACUCGAUGGCUUCAACCACCAGCCUGGAGCCCGUCGUGGCUGAGCUCGACUUCCAGCUCACGCAGUGGUAUGAGAGCUUGCCGCUGCCGCUGCAGUUCCCCUUCACACGCACCAUGCUGCCGGACCCCGUACAGACGGUGCUGCGGCUCCGCUUCUUCGCCUGCAGGACCAUCAUCUACCGGCCUUACAUCCUAGCCGUGCUUGACAACGAGCAGGCCGUGUUGGACCCUGCCGUGCGUGAUAGCUGCCACAAGUGUCUCGAGGCCUCUGUCCGGCAGUUAGAGCACGUUCUUGCCCAUCAUGCCGGCCACAUGCCGUACCUGUGGCAGGGUGCCCUAUCCAUCGUCUCACAAACGCUCCUGGUUAUGGGAGCCACCAUGUCACCAUCCCUCAUGAGCAUCCUGAUGACCCUCGUCCCGCACCGGGAGACGCUGGACCAAAUCUUUAGCGAUGUCGUGGUCGAGAUUGAGCGCUACGCCCUGCUUGCGCCGAGCCUUAGCUUGGCAGCCGAGAUCAUCAAAGAGGCCGAAGUCAGAAGGCGGGCCUUUCUGAUGGCUGGCUGAAACCCUUGUUCAUACAGCCACCUUGACCUCAUAGCAAAGGUGCGAGUGUGUCGUACGGGCUCCGUCGACCGCACCUGUCAACCAGUGACGCCCCCUGGAAGAUACCCAAUCUCGGUAUCUCUAUACCGUGUCAGCAGCGCCGAGAAGGCGCCACCAGAUGCGGCCACAAGCCCAGCCUGCACCUAGGAGGUCAAUCCAAGCUGAGGGUAGAGGUGGUCCGUCCAGCGCCUCCACCACGCUGUCUUGGCUGGGGACACCCACUCCUUUGUGAAAGAAGAAAACACGUUUAACGCAACUCGAUCACUACCUACAUACUUAAGCACACGCAGAGACAAGCGUCCACACCACAUCGAGGAGUGAUAAACAACUUGUGGCCCCUGGUGGUGGAAGGGCUGUGCCGGGAGUGAUUUCGAUUUGCAACAUUGACGCCUAAGCUUUCACACCACACCAACCGCCGGACGACAGUACAAUGCACCAAACAGCCUACAGGAGCUGCCGAGAUGCUCGAGAUCAGGCGCGGCAAAAGUUUGGAAUCCCGACCUUUUAACCACCUCGCUCUAAGGGCCUCGAGACGCAUACGCUUCUGCACAGCAACCAGAAAGAGGCGACCCGGAUUCCGAUGACGCAGCCAAUAUAUGCUAUUUUGGUGCCAUCAACCACGAUGUCUCUCCGAGGGUUGGUCGAGUAGCUCACAGGGGUGGGCCAGACUCACUCACUCGCUUCCCAAAGCGGUUUCCCACGUUUUCAACAGUCGGCUCGCAUCAAAUGACGGCUCCGGGCCUACACACUUGGCGCCUACGGCCAAAAAGGAGCUGAAUUCCCCAGACUCGAGCCCAUGGGGAAACGACCCCAGUUGGAGAGAAUUGACGCAAAAACGGGCGCAGAUUAGGUUGGGCAGUGGAUCGGCUCCUUCUGGAUCGGCUCCUUCUGGGACGGUGGCUCCAGGGCCUGAUUUGGUAGCGGACGCAAUCUUGGGAAUGCUUGGGUGGCAGCUGAGGGUUGCUGGUUUGGGCAAAGGUCGUCGGCUGGACGGUCCGGAAGGCCGAGGCUCCCCCGCUCCUGGACUUUGGAAUGCGGUCGUCUCACUGGGCCAAGAGUCAUCAACACACCACACUCGCCCACACCCACCACGACGCACGAUACACAUCACCCAUCCACCCAUUACCAUACGUACGCUGGGUACGCCCCCAGUUGCGCGCCACACAGGCUCGAGGGCAAGAAAUAAAACCGGGCGCCUCGGUUCUUGGAGCUCCUCAUGGCCCAUUUCGCUUGUCAUCCUACAGCCCACCCACCGCGCAGCGUUUUUGCCCACACUGCCCGCCUGCCAUCUCCGGAAUUCUUGUACCAAGUUCAAUUGCCCUGCCCCCUUUUUUAUUGUCUCUUGGAUAGCAAAGGUGGCGGCUGAAGGAGCCGAUAACGAUCUCCGUUCCUGUUUCUUUCUCCUGUCUCGUAUUUUUUCCCCCAAAUUGUUGUUCUUAGGUAUGUCAGCAAAGCCUCAACACGAGACUGCAAGCGAGUCGCCCAUAUCCGAAAGUCGACAUGCGGGAUGGGUUGGGGGCCAGGAUGGAGAAACAAGAGAAGAGCGCUGGCGUACUGUCACCCAUGUUUUGUGGCUGUAGCCCGCUUGGUCUAGCGGGUAAUCAAAUUGACAGCGUUUUUUUGUGUUUUUUUUGACUGGACCGCGACACGAGGUCGGUAUAAUACCCUCAGAUAGCCACUGCUAUCAGAAUAAAGACAUAUACACAGAAUGACGUUGGACCUCGGCCU
This is a messenger RNA of Gaeumannomyces tritici R3-111a-1, 4666 nucleotides long. RefSeq names its product C6 zinc finger domain-containing protein. Gene Ontology annotation, biological process: DNA-templated transcription; regulation of DNA-templated transcription. The record is from RefSeq and is a predicted model, not a curated record. Bases 797 to 2899 code for a protein of 700 amino acids. The transcript is spliced from 3 exons. Gene Ontology annotation, molecular function: DNA-binding transcription factor activity, RNA polymerase II-specific; DNA binding; zinc ion binding. NCBI's taxonomy places the organism in Eukaryota, Fungi, Ascomycota, Sordariomycetes, Magnaporthales, Magnaporthaceae.